Molecule: messenger RNA, 2103 nt
Organism: Penicillium egyptiacum
Lineage: Eukaryota; Fungi; Ascomycota; Eurotiomycetes; Eurotiales; Aspergillaceae
Source: the annotation of a GenBank genome assembly
AUGGACUCCGGUGCGACAGACAUACCUAGCCAUGCAUAUUUUCCGGCCCGGAUCCAAACACAUAUAAAAAACCAGGGCUCAAACUCGUCUUCGAUGAGCCACGAUGUGAUGGCGAUGGCUGAGCCUAUCCCAUCACCGCGUCGAUGGUCUCCCACCUAUGUACCCAGAAGGCGAAGUAGACAGAUGCCCUCACUAUCAUUUGUACCCUCACCAGUGAUGCCGCGCAUAGAGUCGCAUGACUUUUCGACCUCAGUACCACGGCGCCCCACAGAUCGGGGCCCAGCUUGCAUGUCGCCCUUCCGCUCGGUUCGAAGAAUGAAAGAACCAUUUCAAUUAAUGCUUCCGUCAUCCCCGGUUUCCCUCGAUGGCCCUUCCCCCAACUUUCCUGAAAAGCCAAGCAGGCCGUCGAAAGCGCUGGCCGAUCACACAUUACGAACAUGGCGCUCAGACCAAAAUUUGACUUGUGGCAGCUUGGAGGCAUUCGGCCUUCUACCCAGCCCGCCUAUAUCAGAAUCACGGCCCGCAAGCACAGGUCCUGAGUUAUCUUACUUUGAUUCACAUUCCUCGGAGGGAUCAGGUCGAUCAAGUGAUGGGAAGGAUGAGAAGGAUAAGUCUGGUACUACUCAACCAGAAGGUUCCAGAACGGCCGCAACACAUGAAACCGGGGAAAGAAUACAAUACACAGCCUACCGUCCCCCGGAUUGGAAGAAUCAACCGCGAACAGAUGUCAUGAAUGUUCACGAAGCCCACUCGGAGUUCGUACGCCAGUGCGAGUCUGGCAAUGAACAGGAAUCACAACCUCAAUCUCCGAAGAAGCCUGCAUCUUCUCAACCAUCUCCGAAGCCAGAGUAUAGCGAGAGAGUCCUCGUUCCUGGCAGCUCCCCUAGACCCCGACGUCCUCGGACUGAAACAGUCUCUAGUGAAGCUAGCUGGGUGCCUAGUAACUUCUCAUACUGUGAAAGAUGGCUUCAAGGUGUCCCUGUUGACAAGGUGGAUGACCGAAAAGCAUCAACGAAGGAAUUCACCAAUCGGCGGAAAUUCCAGAUAGUUGAGAAUGAUCCUCCAAUGCCAAAACUGGACAUCAUCCCGGGAGCAAAAGCUCUCGAAGAACCUGUGAGAUUCGCGGUCGCUAGCAAGACAAAACCGAAACUUGUCGAUAUCGCUCGACAAUCAUCACCAUCGCCCCCACUGCUUCCACCGCCAUGCUUGCUGCCAAACACCGUACCAACUACCCCAGAUCAACGUCAAGAGGAAGUAUCCGCAUUUAGCCCGGACACUCCGCUUGAUAUGUCUGAUAGUGGUUACGGAACUCGCGACUCAGGCUAUUCCUUUGAUAGCUAUGAUGAUAGCAAAGUCGAUGAUGACGACGAUGCAUAUACCGACCCGGGUUCAUUGACCUCUUCGGACAGUGUCGGAUCGACCGUGAUAUGCGAGAAGCCUGAAUCCGCGCAGGGAGAGCGCGUGACAAGGCCACAACCUGAAAUCAGAUCGGGCAGUGUGAGCCCAAAGGCAUCAUCCCCAUCAACAACUCACUCACCGGGCCGAACGUCUAUCAUGUCCGAAAAAGAGGAUGAAAGGCCACGGAUCUUGCACCAUGACUGGACGCUGGAUGAUCAUGAAUGGACCCUAGAUGAACUCGACCACUCCGUCAAGGAUUUUCCUCGCCAUAUGCUCCGCCUCGCAUCCCCUGUCAUGGUAUUCCUUCGCAAGAACGACGAGAAGGCCCUCAUUAGGCCUUUCCGCACUAUAUUUCCCAAUGUCACGGAGAACCUACUCGACGGUCUCUGUGCUGCGCUCCUCGCUCGAAACUACCUCCAAUCUCUAUCAACCACAUACCGAACCAAGUCGCCCAUCUCUCCGCGCAAAGAUGCGUAUGCUAUCGACGGUGUCCCGAGAAAAGCAUUCAACACGCUAGGGAUCCAGCUUCCAUCUGGCUCUGCUAGCAAGCCCAAGGACACCCUUUUCAGCUCUCGCAGCACGGAGCUCCAGGCACACCUCGAACGAAUUGUGGACAACCUCCUAUUCGCCGUCUGCGGCCGAUCUGAUCCUACUUUGAAAUCGGCCGUUGAAGUUCUUGUCCAAGUGCUCGAAAGCAAUGCUUAG